AUGCCUCCAACAAUCCUUCUCCUAGGAACCUGCGACACCAAACUCCCCGAACUCCUCUACACAAAGUCCCAAAUCGAAACAACAAACACCGCCGUCCUCCUAAUGGACAUAAGCCGCACCCCAACAACCCACCCAUCAAUCAGCAUCCCACAAACCUCCCUCCUCCCCACCUCCCCCCAAACCCCCAAUCUAUCCACCCUGAGCCGAGCCGAGUACAUCACCACCUUAACCCCCUACGCCGUCGAAAAGGUAUCCACCCUCUACAAAGCAGGCCAAAUCCACGGCAUCCUCGGCCUAGGCGGGUCAUGCGGGACGACCCUAGCAACGAGCGUCAUGCGCGACGCAUUACCGGUCGGAUUCCCCAAACUCAUGGUAUCGACCAUGGCAUCCGGAGAUGUGGGUGCUUACAUCGGCGAAACGGAUAUCAGUAUGAUGUACAGCGUGGUGGAUAUUGCGGGACGGAACCGGCUGCUCGAGGGUGUUUUGUCGAAUGCCGCGGGUGGGAUUUCGGGGAUGGCGAGGUCGUAUUUCAGCAGGGGAUCAAGAGGGGAAGAUAAGGGCGUGCGGAUUGGGAUCUCGAUGUUUGGGGUUACGACGCCGGGUGUUACGGCGGCACGGGAACGAUUGGAGAGUGUGCUGGAGGGUUGUGAGGUUUAUGUUUUUCAUGCCACGGGGUCUGGGGGACGGGCUUUGGAGAGGUUGGCGAGGGAGGGUCAGAUUGAUGCGGUGCUUGAUUUGACGACGACGGAGGUGGCGGAUGAGGUUGUUGGUGGGGUAUUGAGUGCUGGGGAUGAACGGUUGAGGGCGGCGACGGAGAGGAAUAUUCCAAGGGUGGUGAGUGUUGGGGCGUGUGAUAUGGUUAAUUUUGGGGAGCCGGAGAGUGUUCCGGUUCGUUUUCGGGAGGAGAAGAGGGUGUUUCAUGAGCAUAAUGCCACGGUUACGCUUAUGCGAACUACGAAGAGAGAAUGUGCGGAUAUUGGGGUUUUUAUAGCUGGGAACCUGUUGCGUGGUGCGAAGGAAGGUGAGGCAAAGCGCACCAAGAUGAUUUUGCCUGUUCGGGGAAUCAGCAUGCUGGAUCUUCCUGGUCAACCAUUCCAGGAUUCCGAGGCGAACGAGACAUUGUUCUCAACCUUGGAGAGGGAAUUGGAGGGUAGUGGGAUAUCGGUGCGGCGGGAUCCCCGUGAUAUCAAUGAUCCUGACUUUGCAGUGAUGGUAGCAGAUGAGCUAGUAAACUUGAUCCGUGGAGGAUAG
Penicillium bovifimosum is the source of this 1251-nucleotide messenger RNA. RefSeq names its product Tm-1-like ATP-binding domain-containing protein. The transcript has a single exon. The coding region runs from base 1 to 1251 and encodes 416 amino acids. Lineage: Eukaryota; Fungi; Ascomycota; Eurotiomycetes; Eurotiales; Aspergillaceae. The record is from RefSeq and is a predicted model, not a curated record.